AUGGCCAUCCCCAGGCCGGGCACCGCACCCUCUGCGCACAUUCUGCACGCCAGCUUCCUGGCGGGUCCCGAGGCACUGUGGCGGGCGGGCCUGGCGGGGUCGCUGGGCGGCGGGCUGCUGGACCUGGGCCUGUCCUCCAUGCAGCUGGACGCCGCGGCGCGGGGCUUCUCCUUUGGAAAGGACGGCCCGCUGGACAUGCGCAUGGACGGGGCGGGGGCCCUGACCGCCGAGCAGAUCGUGAACACCUGGUCAGAGGACGAGCUGGGCCGCAUCCUGCGGGAGUACGGCGAGGAGCGGAGCUGGCGCGGCAUUGCACGCAGGAUCGUCGAGGCGCGGUGCAGAGACGGGCCCCUGCUCACCACCAGCCAGCUGGCGAGUGUGGUCGGCCACCCGGGCCGACCCUCUCCUGGCAGGAAGGCAGGCGCGCGGAAAGCCACGAGGGCCAAGCACCCAGCCACGCAGACCUUCCAGGCGAUUCGCAUCGCGGUGAACGGCGAGCUGGCAUGCCUGGAGGCAGCCCUGCCCGGGCUGAUCGACGCCCUGGCCCCCGGCGCCCGCCUCGCCGUCAUCACCUUCCACUCGCUGGAGGACCGGGCGGUGAAAAUGGCCUUCAAGCGCGCCGCAGGGGAGCUGGACCCCGGGGACGAGGAGGUCCUGCCCGCCUGGCUGGCCUCCGCCAGGAGGGACCAGGCCAAGGAACAGGCCGUGGUACGCGUGGUGACCAGGCGCCCCCUCGUGCCGGGGGAGGCGGAGGUGGCGCGCAACCCGCGAGCGCGCAGCGCCAAGCUCAGGGUCGUGGAGAAGCUGUGA
This is a messenger RNA of Auxenochlorella protothecoides, 810 nucleotides long. Its product is annotated as Ribosomal RNA small subunit methyltransferase H. Gene Ontology annotation, biological process: rRNA base methylation. The transcript is spliced from 2 exons. Gene Ontology annotation, molecular function: rRNA (cytosine-N4-)-methyltransferase activity. The coding region runs from base 1 to 810 and encodes 269 amino acids. NCBI's taxonomy places the organism in Eukaryota, Viridiplantae, Chlorophyta, Trebouxiophyceae, Chlorellales, Chlorellaceae. The record is from RefSeq and is a predicted model, not a curated record.